AAGGCACUAGGACCUAGAAGGCAUCUAUCCACCCUGGCAGGAAUUUCUUGCUUGGAGCUCAGACAACAAAGGCAUAGAGAGAUUGGUUUUCUUUCUCUCAGCAUCUCCACCCAACCAGCAGAAAACCGGUCUCUGAGGUUCCACCAAAAUAUGGAACUUGAUUUUGGACAUUUUGAUGAAAGAGAUAAGACAUCCAGGAACAUGAGAGGCUCACGGAUGAAUGGGCUGCCUAGCCCCACUCACAGCGCCCAUUGUAGCUUCUACCGAACCCGAACCUUGCAGGCACUGAGCAACGAGAAGAAAGCCAAGAAGGUACGUUUCUACCGCAAUGGGGACCGCUACUUCAAGGGGAUUGUGUACGCUGUGUCCUCUGACCGUUUUCGCAGCUUCGACGCCUUGCUGGCUGACCUGACACGAUCUCUGUCUGACAACAUCAACCUGCCUCAGGGAGUGCGUUACAUUUACACCAUUGAUGGAUCCAGGAAAAUCGGAAGCAUGGAUGAACUGGAAGAAGGGGAAAGCUAUGUUUGCUCCUCAGACAACUUCUUCAAAAAGGUGGAGUACACCAAGAAUGUCAAUCCCAACUGGUCUGUCAACGUGAAGACAUCUGCUAAUAUGAAAGCCCCUCAGUCCCUGGCUAGCAGCAACAGUGCCCAGGCCAGAGAGAACAAGGACUUUGUGCGCCCCAAGCUGGUGACCAUCAUCCGCAGUGGGGUGAAGCCUCGGAAGGCUGUGCGUGUGCUUCUGAACAAGAAGACAGCCCACUCUUUUGAGCAAGUCCUCACUGAUAUCACUGAAGCCAUCAAACUAGAGACCGGGGUUGUCAAAAAACUCUACACUCUGGAUGGAAAACAGGUAACCUGUCUCCAUGAUUUCUUUGGUGAUGACGACGUGUUUAUUGCCUGCGGUCCUGAAAAAUUUCGUUAUGCUCAGGAUGACUUUUCUCUGGAUGAAAAUGAAUGCCGAGUCAUGAAGGGAAACCCAUCAGCCACAGCUGGCCCAAAGGCAUCCCCAACACCUCAGAAGAGUUCAGCUAAGAGCCCUGGCCCCAUGCGCCGGAGCAAGUCUCCAGCUGACUCAGGUAACGACCAAGACGCAAACGGAACCUCCAGCAGCCAGCUCUCUACCCCCAAGUCUAAGCAGUCUCCCAUCUCUACGCCCACCAGUCCUGGCAGCCUCCGGAAGCACAAGGACCUGUACCUGCCUCUGUCCUUGGAUGACUCAGACUCACUUGGUGAUUCCAUGUGAAGGAGGAGAAUGUUCAGAGUCCAGAGUACAAGCUUACCGUUACAAUAGGGUACUUCUGCUCAAGUGUCCAACAGGGCUAUUGGUGCUUUCAAGUUUUUAUUUUGUUGUUGUUGUUGUUACUUUUAAAAACACACUGUAAUAUGUUGGGUUUAUUUUCCUGUGAUUUGUCAUCUGGGCCACUGAUCCACAGUUACCAAUUAUAAGAGAUAGAUUGAUAACCAUCCUUUGGGGUAACUUUCCAAGGAUGCGAAAUGUGCUAGUCCAUGACCUUUCUAUUGAAUACUUAGGCGCCUGCAUUAUUUUUCCCCGUCUCACUUUGCUCAUACAUGACAGUCUUCCUUCUGUAGAAAGUUGUUUACAUACAUGGCACUUAAGAUGUGUGUGUGGGGGAAGAAAACUCAUUGGCAAAUCCAAGAGUGACAAAUACAAGUGCCCCUUGUCUCCCCAUCUCAAGAAUGCUGGAGGAUCCUUGGAAGACGGCAAGGCAGCUCCCCAGCCUGGCUCUUCACUCCCGACUGAACCCCCAGUUUGUUGUUUAGCGCCAAUUCUGGCUGUCAAGGGGGAGAGAGAAACACCAGCAACUUGUCAUUCUGACACCAGAUGCUUAGGACCCCGGUGCAGGGCUACCUUAAAGAAACCAGGCAAAAUUGGAAAACACUGUAGACAUUUCAGUAGUGUUUAUACAGCACAGUGAAUUCCUUGUCAACAUCUCCACUGGGGCAAUUUAGAAUCAAUAAGCAAUUAAUAAGAGUUGGGGGUGAGCGGCUUCCAUAUACCUGAUUCCUCUAGGAGGCUGUCUAACACAAACCGUACGGUAUCCAUCUAUCUCUGUUCUAUUGAAUGCCUUGUCAACAGCUAACACUGAAAACACUGUGAGAAUUUGUUUUCAGGUCUGACACCUUUCGGUCGCUUUUUAUAGCAAGAAACCAAUAUCCUUUUUAUAAAACCUCGUGUCUAUAUUUCAGGAGCAAACUCUUCAGGCUCCUUUUUUAUAAACUGGUGAUUUUUCUUUUGUCUAAAAAACACAUGCAGAAAAUUUACCAAAAAAAAAAAAUGCAGAAGAAUAACGUAGUUUAGAAAUCAUGCUGUCACUGCCAAACAGAAACCUCCAGGAAAAAACAAAAUGAAUAGCAGAGGCCAAUUCAAUAGAAUCAGUCUUUUGAUAACUUUUUAACAGUUACGCUUACAUUAGUAAUUUCAAUGUGGACCAGACAUUCUGAUUAUAUUUUAAAUGAAAUGUUAUGGCAUAUUUUAAGCAGCUCUUUUUUAUCUAUAAUCCUGAUAUUUCAUACUGAAGACAGAGAGUCCUUUCACUUGUUUUUAACACUAGAAAGGAUUUCUCUUUGCUAAGGACUGAUCAUUUGAAAUAGUUCUCAGUCUUUGAGGUACAGGUUCAUAACACUGCUUUUUGUCUGUAAUCAUAGCCCAUAAUAGCAAAGGCAACUAAAUUAAGUGAAAGCCAUGCAUGCCAGUUCUGUGUUUGCUUUUAGCAGAUAUGAAGAUGUCCUUAUUUCUUUGUAAUUGUUCAGAUAGUUGGAAAGGCGCAGCAUUUGAAGCCAAGCUGCCGUUUGGCUAUUGAAUGACUUGCAUUUGUUCCUCCACUUUAACUAGAAUGAGCUUGCUCUGUGUGUGUGUGUGUGUGUGUGUGUGUGUGUGUGUGUGUGUGUGUGCAGCUGCUUCAUAAUUAGGAGAUAUUACAGGACACCCCGACAUGGAUCAGUGACAACUUGGUGGCAUUGCUGAUGUGCACUGGGUAGGAGGAAACUUGUGAUGGAAGGGGUAGAUCAGAUGCCCCUAGACAAGCUUCAGGUGUCCUUAGCUACAUAAAACAGUUUUGGUUCAAGGAAAGCCCAGAUGUUGGUAGUAUUGAUUCCUGGUAAAACUGGUCAUUGGAGAACCCAAAAUUAUGAGAAUCUCUUUUUGCCCCUCUCCUUUAUUUGUAGGCUGUUAGAAACCAUUAAGAAGCCCAUUGUACUUACCCCCUGCUUCUUUCUAGAAGUUCAAGGUUUGCUUAGUGCCUGCCAGAGCAAUUUGUAGUUAAUUGGGAAAAAUUGGUACUUGGGGUGGAGGAUGUAGAGAGUGGUAGGAGGUCUGUUUCUAAACUGCUGGCCCGAUUCCCCAAAGAUUUCACCCACAAUCUUUCCCCAGAUCUCAUUUAGUCCAAUUCCUUCAAUUUAAGAUGAAAUGCAGGCUGAGGCAGCCAAAUGACCUACUGGUAGAGAGCAGGACCAGAGGAGAAACUCAGAUUUCCUCAUGUCCAUGCUACACCUCUGAGUGUUCCCUUGUUCCCCUGCUUGUGGCAUAAGUACCAUUAGAAAAUAUUCAGUGGCCGUAUUUUCUUUAGAAUGAUCUUUCAACCUUCUAUAAUAAUCAAAGAAUUCCUAUUAUUGUCUUCUAUAAUAAUAGAAUUUCUACCUUUUAAAAAAAUAAUAGAAUUUCUACCUUUAAAAAAAUCAAUUAUAAGGAAAUGUUUCUGUACUGCCACUUUAGGGGAGUUUGGUAUAGUUCAAAAUUCAAGCCUUUAACAAUUGCAUUUUAAAUUGGCCCAUUUUCAAGGCAAAAAGAAAUCUGGUUCUUACUGAGCACCUUCACCCCUGUCAUUGGUUCUCAAUUUUAUCCAACCCAGUUUUACUACGAAAGUCCCACUGUGUUACCUUCUGCACAGGCAGCAAGGAGCACGUUACUCAGCGAGGAUUUGCCGCCACUCCCCCGCCCCAAUCUCCCUCCCUCUAGGACACACACACAGACACACACACAAUCCAUCUGUUGCUUGUUCCUACCUCCUGAUCUUUCUUCCUUACAGAAAUAGAAAUAGGGACAAAGAAAGGGAAAAUGUAUAUAUGGGGCUGGGCUGAACAAGUUCAUAAGUAGUGUUAACUAGGGGUAAAUUGAGAGAAAAGUUCCUUUUCUCUUCACUGUUUUGGAAAGGAUAGCCAUUAGCAUGACUGCUUUGUGUCCUUAAGGACUUUAGUGUUAGCCUAGAUUGAAUCAUAGAGUUUUCUAGCUGGAAGGAACCUUAAGAUCAUAUCAUCUACUCCAAAUUCCUCGUUUUCAGGCCAGGAACGGAGAUGCAGAGGUAAAGUAAUUUCCCCAAGGUCACACAGCUGGCUAGGGGCAGAGCUAGAAUUAGAACCCACAUCUCCUGGCUCUUAUUCCAAGGCCUUUUCCCACUGAACUGUAUUGCCUUCCACUAGGCUCCUGAGAAUUCUUUCUCAGGGUCAUGUUGCAUCUUGGAGCCAUGUGCCGCUGCCCUGAUCUCAGUGGGAAAUCCACCCAGCAACCUAAUACGGCUCUUUCUCCCUAUAUUCACAUGGUUCCCAUCCACAUGGACUGCAGAUGUCCCCAAAGAGAAGGAGGCAUUGAGGACCAACAGGAACAGUGGGAUUGCUGACCUUGUCUAUCCAACACAGGGGAUCACUGCCCUACCUUGAGGAGCCCUCAGAACAGCCCCCGGAGCUCCUUCCCUGUUCAGAUGGGAUGGGGGAAGACUGGUGUCCCCUGUCGGCUCACUUCAUCUCAUCUUGUACUGGUUGGUCUUUGUAGGCUGAGAGAAAUGUUUCUUGUUCCUAGAGCAGGGGAAAGAAGGAUGGGAGAGAGGAAGGGAGGGAAGAAUAAUAGCUUUGUUCAUCCUGACUUUCUGAGAUGACUUUGAAGUAUUUUUUUAAAUGAGUGAGGCUAUCAUUCACUGGCAAUGAUUUCUUUUAAAAUAUGGGAGUGAGACAAACUAGAGAAAAUAACCUGACCUUACCAUGGUUGCCCUCAUCCACAAUGUCCCCAUAGCCAUCCUGCCCUGAUGGGGACAGUUUCCAGGUAUAAGCAAGGGGCUUUGUGACUGAAAUGUACCCUGGCUGAUGUUAAACAUUGACUCCUUGUGUUUGCACUAAAAUAGCAAGCUAUGUGCUGUACACACCAUACUUAUCUUCUUGUGUACACUGCUCCUGUGGCCUUCCAUGGCAGAAACCAGGGCAACAAGGUCUGAAGACGUAGUUUUCCUCACAGCAAGGUUCUUCCUGGGAACUAGGUAUUCGUUAGUUGAGUUCCAAAAGACCUCCUUCUGGGCUUACCCCACUCCUCAGGAAAUUCUGUCUCCUUCCUGCUUUUCCUCCUCAAUCAGAAGUAACCAAGGAACCUCAAAGGAGAUGUGUUGUUAUCAGAAGAAGGCAAGAAGAAGGGGUCUGAGCCUCUAGAUCCUUCUUUGAAUCACCCAACCCAAGUCUUAGACCAGCAAUCCAGUGCUUACCUUGGACAAAAUUGUGUCUACUUCUUAGUCCCUUCAGUACUCUGGAUGGACAUGUCCCCAUUCCCCCUCAGAUUUUUUUCUAAAUAGCUUAUCCUUUUUUAAAAAUGCAUCUACCAAGGGCACAAGCAUGCCCAAUUCUCCAAGAUGAGCUCCAGCACACUGAUGAGAAUGUUCCCCAAGCUCAGCGCACCUCAAAAACAUCUAUGCCUACAGACUUCCCCAGACUGAUGCACUGGGACAGUGGGGUUUGAAUGACCUCCUUCACUGUCCAGUUUGCCAUGGGAAUAAAAAGCAUGGAUAUUUCUUUUAAAAAAAAACAUUGGAACUUGUCCUUGGCCACAUGGGGCCACUUGGAUUUCGAAGACCAGGCCUCACUCAUGUAUUGUCUUCAUUGCAUGAAGAGAUUUGGCUUUGAGGCCUAGGCUGGCUUCCUAAGUAAACCAUCACUGUUUUGAAGCUCAUCUGGGACUGGGGAGGGGUUAGAGUCCUAUGUUUUAGUACCAGGAAACUAGAUAGAAUAAAGGCCUAGCCGUUGAUAUGCCGGAAGUGACCUGAGACCUGUGUAGCCAUGGAGCCUUGCAAUUGCUGGGCUUCCUAGGUCUCUCUCCUGGUAUGAAACUUUGAGGCUGUCACACUUCUGCCUCUGCCCAAGAAGGAGACCCCAUCUGUAGCCUCAUCCACUGUUCUGCGAUUCCAUGCAGGGUUUCCUCUUCUUCGUAGUUGUGACCACCUGGAGCAAGAAUACUGCCUUGAUUCCUCUCGCCUACCUUUUGGCUGGAGGUACAUCUCCAACAUUUUCUCUGGCUUCUGGUGGCCCAGACCCAGUCCAGUGCUGUUAACCUUCAAUGGAUUACCCUUAGUCAGCCCUAAGCACUAUUAUCAUGGACCAAGAGAACACAAAUCAUUUCUUAAAAAUGAAUUCCCAAUUUUAUUCUUCCUCUGGCUAGCAGAAGUCACUUCCCUAGUAGAUACAAGGCUGGAGGUUCUCGCCAUACAGCAGCCAAGAUACAUCCUUAGGGAGGAAAAUGCACAGAGCACUGGCUCCAGCGGGCCACCUACUGUGGACUGAGACUUGACAGCUUCUCCCAGCCCCCUCCACUUUUUCUUUUCAGAGACCAGAAGGCUCCUUCUCCAUCAGCCGGUCUUUCAGUAUGUCUGGCUAAAGAAUUUUGCUCCUCCUGUCUCUUCAGGAGAGGGUGACUUCCUCUUCUGGUCCCCAAGCUUAUCUCCAUCCUCAAAGAUCUAGUGUGGUCUUUAUACUUGGCCUCUUGGUGUUUCUUCCUGCUUGUUUUCUGUUACGGAUCCAAGCAGGCCUCCCACUGUGGCCUAGGCAGUGCGACACCGGUUAUCAUAUGACAAGACUCUUGAGCCCCUACCCCUUCUAACUGCCUAACUUUUUAUUCCUUAGUCUAUAGGUUUCAACAUCUUCUGGAAUCAGAAGCAGUCUUGUCUUACAUUGGUCGCCCGGGGCUAGGGGAGUAUGGAAUUCUCACUGGGAAUUAAGGCAUCUUCCUGCUCCAGAUGAGAACGACAGACUAAUUGGGAGAGGACAGAUAGCACAACAGAAGUCAGAGCAAACAUCUUGUAAACUAAGACAAAGACUUAGAGGCACUGGAACUUUUCAUUUAUGGGUUAAUAACCUGAGGAAAUCAAUGGCUUUUUGCCACUCUCUACCUUACCUCCCCUGUGUAUCUCUUAGUCUUUUCUUUCUCUCUCUACUUCACCAUAUUUGCUCUCAGUUUUAUACUCUGUUUUAUCACGCUCUCUUUCCACAGUACAAACAUCUCUCCUUUGUCCUCUGCAAUUCUUCUCUCUUUUAUUCUCUCCCUUUUUAAUUUUUUUCCUUCCUCCUCAUCUAGGUGUUGGACAUAUGCCUCUUCUUAGCCCUGUGAUUUUGCCUUGGUGACGAGAGGUUAUUUCCAGACUCAACGAGCCCUGAUCCUACCUGAGUCCCGUUAGAAGUUUGUUGGUGGGAAUCAAUCCGAUCCUGGCCCUUUCUUCAACAUUUUCAGUUGUAAUUCCCCGAAGCAGAUCCUCACAAGCAGUUUCCCUAUAACUCACGUAUCUUUGGGUUUUUGCCUUCCAGGCAUUGUACAGAACACUUUGCGGUUCCUUUUAGUCCACCAUUUUGUGGAGCAGUGAAGUGUGCUCAGAGAAAUAAUCAGCUGAACAGAAUCCACCUAUGAAUUCGUAUCAGCUAAAUACUAUGAAUUGAUUUUGUUUAAUUUGCUCAUAACUUUAAAAGCUGCAAUACAAUAUAGUGAGAAACCACAGGUAAUUUCUCCUGUCAUUUGGUGUUGGGUGGGGGAACAAUUUGUUUAAAGUUUUACUGUUACACAAUAAGCUCUCUAUAAUAACCUUAUAAACAUAAGGCUUACCAAAUAUUGAAUUUUUUUAAGUUAAACUGAUAGGCAAUUGGGGUUGGUUUAAAUGUUAAGGGUAUUUAGCAAUUCCAUAAUAUAAAAAGAAAUAGUCACAUAAUUGAAUUGUAUUUUUCCUUCUGUUACUAAAUCCACCUAAACAUUUACUAUUGACGCCAACUGUUCAUGAUCCUGUGCAGGCAGUCCAUGUAAGAGUAAUUAAUGGAACUAAAGAAGCCAUCUUGUAGGUUCUAAUUUAUUCAACAGGGUGCACAGCCCUUGGGAAUGUCACUGCUUAGCGAUGCCGUAUGGAAUGCCCUUUCCAAUGCCGUUUCUUUAUAAGUUCUCUUGAAGGGAUUUGAGCAAGUAAGAGGUUAUACCAAAAUGUCUCCAACGUACGGUCCUGUAAGACAUUGCAGCUUGAAGCCAAUGAUCCCUUAUGACUUGUACACAACUAAUGCAUGUUUUGAUUGAAUUUCACAUCUCUCAUGUGUGGUAAGUUCUUUAAAACGUUUUCGGUCACCUUUUUGUGCCAUUAAACUUGUACAGAAAACACUUUUAUGGCCAUUUUCAAAGGGAGAAAGUUUAAAAUGGAAACAGCCCACCCUUUCUGCCCUAUAGCUGUAGUUAGAACUCAGUUACUGUAGCAAAACAGCUGUAAUUGGUGGUUGUAGUGUUAGAGCCGUUAGCUUGCUAGUGACUAGCUUUGGAGAGUAAAUGCAUGGUAUUGUGCAUCACAUUUCUUAAAUAACUCAUUUUAACCUCUGAAAAGAAUAUAUUCUUCCUUGUGGUCCCUCUUCCCUCCCUUGCCUUCUCCCUCCCGCUGCUCCCAGGUGUCUUACGGUUGUAAAUAACUGAUUUAGGGGCCAAUAAUUUUUGCCAAGUCAAGUCAGCAAAGAACAAACAAACCAAAAAGAGGGGGGGGAGAUAUUUCUCAACAUUCUCUCAGUAGUUAUUGACCAUUUCCCAAGGAUUGGCAUUGUGAUCAAAGACCCGGCUCCCCUUUGCAUAAAAAUCAUGGCAACCUGGGAGCCUCUUUGGCCAUCUGAUGACACUGCAGAAUUGAAUAGUUCUCAGAAUCACAUAUCAUCUAAAGACAGUGAACAAAGAUGUCCCUUAUCCUUGCAGAAUUUUUGAAAUAUUCAGAGGUCCUCAGAAGGCUCUGCUUGACCAGUGACCAAUAACUAUUUUUAAAACAGAAAAGGAAAACAGAGAAAGACAGUAGAUAUUUAGGGAUUUUUAGCUGCCCCUUUAGAAUAGUUAUAGCCAGAAAAGACAAGGACCUGGGUUUAUACGCAUUGCUGUUGGUUUCCCACGCAAUGCCUAGCCCGCUCUUAGGCUGUGAUUCAAAAGCAGUGUUCCAAGAAGGCAUCCUCCUUUAUGGUUUGCUGUUCCCACUUGGACUGGUAGGUUUGGCGAGGCCCGUGUAAGCCAGCUGGAGCAGACCCUUUUCAUCUCCUGUGCCUGUUAAUAUCCCUCUUCCUCCCUCCGCAAUUUGAUGAGGGCUUUCUUUGGUCAGAGGACUUCAAAGUCUAGAGAAGUUCCCCAUGUGUGUAACGUGUUGUGAACUGUGAGUGCUGCGGAUUCACAGCGUUCAACACCGGGCAGCCACGGAGCUGCUCUUGCAAUCAUUUUGGCUCUCAAGCUCUGUUCUUCAUUUCAUUCUCAUUUCUGUGUACAUUUGCAAGAUGUGUGUAAUGUCAUUUUCCAAAAAUAAAAUUUGAUUUCAAUA
Molecule: messenger RNA, 9580 nt
Organism: Globicephala melas (long-finned pilot whale)
Lineage: Eukaryota; Metazoa; Chordata; Mammalia; Artiodactyla; Delphinidae
Gene: DCX
Product: doublecortin
Biological process (GO): retina development in camera-type eye; neuron migration; intracellular signal transduction
Cellular component (GO): neuron projection; microtubule; microtubule organizing center
Molecular function (GO): microtubule binding
Source: RefSeq, a predicted model, not a curated record